UAAAAUUUUCGAACAGUUCUCCGUCGACGUUAAACGAAGUACCAGUAUUUCAGAGAUAAUAUUUUCCAAUUUUGUUAUCAUUAAACAAUUUUUUACAUUAUAUAUAUUAUCAGUGUGGAGAUAUUUUGAGGUUUUGACAUUUAAUUCUAACAAAUAUAGCACGUGUUACACGCAGACACGUGAGGACAUGAUCUGCAAAUUGCACUUUGGGACUUAUUAGACUAUGCAUACUGCGACUAUGUGGGAGUUUGAGGAGCCAAAACCGGAUAAGGAACCGAAAGAAAUAGCUUCAGAGCCGACUCCGUUACCCUCUCUAGCUCAUGUCAAACAGCCGCUCAUAUGGAGAAACAUAAUUGGUAUCGCCGUGCUGCAUAUUCUCGCGGUUUAUUUAUUGGCAACAAAUUGGUCGAUAGCCACAAUGUGGACAUGGAUUUUCAGUCCAAUUUAUGGAUUCUCGGCUGGUUUAGGAAUCACAGCCGGAGCUCACCGCCUCUGGGCGCACAGAAGUUACUCGGCAAAAUUACCUUUGAGAAUAUUCCUGGCGUGUUUAUACUGCGCAGCAGGUCAGACACACCUAAGUAAAUGGAUUCGUGACCACAGGACCCACCACAGAUUUACGGAAACCCCAGCCGACCCUCACGAUGCCAACCGAGGAUUCUUUUUCUCCCACGUUGGCUGGCUCAUGAUGAAGAGACAUCCGGCCGUCAUAGAAUAUGGACGUAAAAUUGACAUGAGCGAUAUUCGAGCUGAUCCUGUUAUCCAGUUCUUUGAUAAGUACUACGCUCCUAUCAUGAUAUGGUUGGCCUUCAUUAUGCCGGCUCUAAUACCUGUGUACGUCUGGAAAGAGACCUGGAGUAUUAGUAUAUACGCAGUGAUAAUUCGCUAUGUAUGGCUGCUCAAUGCAACAUUUUCUGUUAAUAGUUUCGCUCACAUGUGGGGCAAUCGACCAUACAAUAGCAAAGUUAAACCCACCGAAAACCCAAUAGUAUCUGUAUUCACGUUGGGUGAAGGUUGGCACAAUUAUCAUCACGUGUUUCCUUGGGAUUACAAGGCAUCGGAAUUGGGUGCUUAUUCUUUGAAUGGAUCUUGUGCAUUCAUCGAAACAAUGGCGAAAUGGGGACUCGCGUACAACCUGAGAACACCGAGAAGAGAAACUAUUGAGAAGCAGUACCUGAUGAAAGGUGAUGGAACGGCUAGUCUGUGGGGAAAUGAAUAUAAUCAUCAUUAACUGCGAGUUUGUCUCCUUACGAUCAACUAAACACAUGUAGGCUGCAUCACACGUUCACUCUGUGAACACCUGAAUUUUUGUGAUUUGUUACGUUACAAGUUAAAUGAUUUAAUUUACCCGCUCCUUUCUGGGAAAAUCUGGGGAUGAAUAAAGUUUUCCGUCAAGUUA
Messenger RNA from Diachasmimorpha longicaudata, 1396 nucleotides. RefSeq names its product acyl-CoA Delta-9 desaturase-like. Lineage: Eukaryota; Metazoa; Arthropoda; Insecta; Hymenoptera; Braconidae. The transcript has 7 exons. Gene Ontology annotation, biological process: unsaturated fatty acid biosynthetic process. The coding region runs from base 224 to 1228 and encodes 334 amino acids. Gene Ontology annotation, cellular component: endoplasmic reticulum membrane. Gene Ontology annotation, molecular function: stearoyl-CoA 9-desaturase activity; iron ion binding. The record is from RefSeq and is a predicted model, not a curated record.